AUGACAGACGGCGCAAAACUGGCUUCAUCCCUGCGAGGAACGCAAGUUGUGGCAGAAAUCAACCCGGAAACGGGCUACAUCACCAACAUUGACGAUAUCAGAGACGCGGAAUAUCCUCAACUGAAAGACACGACUUACCUCGAUCACGCGGGGACCACGCUAUAUGCAAAAUCCCUGAUUCAAAGAUACUCCGAAGAGCUCACGGGGAACCUAUUUGGCAAUCCUCACUCUGCGUCAGCGUCUUCGCAACUGUCCUCUCGUCGAAUUGAUGACGCUCGUCUUAAAGUCUUGCGGUUCUUCAAUGCUGACCCCAACAAGUUCGACCUGAUUUUCGUCCCCAAUGCGACAGCAGCCAUCAAGCUCGUUGGAGAUGCCUUUCGAGACUACGCAUCUGGGUUCAGAUAUUAUUAUCAUGUCGAAGCUCAUACGAGCCUUGUUGGAGUGAGAGAAUUGGCGACGAGGGACACAACCUGUUUUGCCAGCGACAGAGAGGUGGAUGCAUGGCUGGACGUUCUGGAUAAUCAACCCUCUGCCAUUCAAGGAGAUUUGUCCCUUUUUGCCUAUCCUGCUCAAUCAAACAUGACCGGGCGACGGCUGCCACUGGAAUGGAUCCAGAGGAUACGUGGCGCCACGCAGCCUUCUGGCCACCCCAUUUAUACCCUCCUCGACGCUGCCGCCCUGGUAUCAACCGCUCCGCUCGACCUUUCGGACGACUCAGCCGCGCCCGACUUCACAGCCUUGAGCUUCUACAAGAUCUUCGGGUUUCCCGAUCUGGGAGCUCUAAUAGUCCGGAAGGCCUCGGGUGAUGUUCUCCGCCAGCGGAAUUAUUUUGGCGGGGGAACGGUAGACUCGGUAGCUGUGCUGGGUGAUAGCUGGCACGCGAAGAAAACCCCGUCGUUGCACAGUAGCCUCGAGGAUGGGACUGUGGCAUUUCACAGCAUCAUUGCACUGCAGACAGCCCUGCAUGUGCACAGGAGUCUGUAUGGGUCCAUGGAUAACGUUUCGAAACACGCAAAUUUCCUGGCCUCAGCACUGCGAGAUCAGCUGCGCAGCCUUCGCCAUGCCAAUGGGAGCAGGAUCUGCAUUAUCUAUCCUGACGCACUUACGGAUUCUCCCACCCAGGGACCAAAUAUCGCAUUCAACCUGAGAGACAGCCACGGCCGAUAUAUAAGUAAUGCCGAGGUCGAGAAACUUGGAAUCGUCAAGGGUAUACAGUUCAGGACUGGGGGUGUUUGCAAUCCUGGCGGCGUCGCGCGCGACCUGGGGCUCUCUACGGAGGAGUUGCGACAGAAUUAUGCGCAAGGUCAACGGUGCGGAGAUGACAACGACAUUAUCAACGGGAGACCAACGGGUAUAAUCCGGCUGAGUCUGGGUGCAAUGAGCAACAUGAAGGAUGUGGCGACCUUCCUCGAGUUUAUCAAAGAGUUCUACAUGGACCGCGACGGACCGAUGCAGACGGAAACGCAUCCACCGGUAAUCGGAUCAACCUUGAGGCCACAAAGUUUCGUGGUAGAGAGCCUGUCGGUCUUCCCAAUCAAAAGUUGCGCAGCAUAUAGAGUCCCAAGCGAUAUGCUGUGGGAAGUGGGACCAAAAGGACUUGCGUGGGAUCGAGAAUGGUGUCUGGUCCACGAGGGCACCAACGUUGCACUGAGUCAGAAGCGCUUCCCCAGGAUGGCACUCAUUUGGCCCGAGAUUGACGUGGAAAGGAACGUCCUUCGGGUUUCGUUCGUACCAGGGUCUUCGCAAAACAAAAGAACGCUUGUCCUCGGUUUGGACUCACACGCCAUACGCACCGACACGAUUACCAAAUGUGAACGCACAACCAAUAGAUCAUCCAAUGUAUGUGGCGAAAAUAUCCAAGUCCAUGUCUAUACUUCUCCCGAAGUAGUGGACUUUUUCACCGAAGCGUUAGGGGUUCCUUGUACGCUCGCGAGGUUUCCUAACGACGGUACCAUCAGGCAGGCUAAAGUGCGAGUGCCUGGGUUGCAGCAGGGCAAACAAGCCACCGAGGUCGGAAAAUCAAUCGCCUUGUCCAAUGAAAGCCCGAUCUUACUUGUUUCUCGGUCCAGUGUGAAUCGUCUGAAUGAGCACAUCAAGCAGAACGGUGGCAUAGGCAGGGCUGUCACCGCCGACUCUUUCCGCGCCAACGUCGUCAUUGCGGAGGACCUUGAACGAGGGCAAAUGGAGUCGCCAUACAUCGAGGAUGAGUGGGCAAGCGUCCAGAUUGGAGAUGACCGCGCAAAUGCCUUCGAAGUCCUGGGGCCAUGCCAACGAUGUCAAAUGGUUUGCGUAGAUCAGAAAAGCGCACAGAGGAGGCAAGAACCAUUCAGUACAUUGGCGAAGACAAGGCGCAAGGACGGCCGAGUGUGGUUUGGCGUACACAUGUGUUUGAAAGCUGGCCACCUGGCGGAUGAUUUCUCUCAUUGGCCGCCUGUUAGCAUCAAGGUUGGAGAUCGACUUACGCCAUGGACGGCAAGCUGA
This is a messenger RNA of Fonsecaea pedrosoi CBS 271.37, 2481 nucleotides long. RefSeq lists its product as uncharacterized. Gene Ontology annotation, molecular function: molybdenum cofactor sulfurtransferase activity; molybdenum ion binding; pyridoxal phosphate binding. NCBI's taxonomy places the organism in Eukaryota, Fungi, Ascomycota, Eurotiomycetes, Chaetothyriales, Herpotrichiellaceae. Gene Ontology annotation, biological process: Mo-molybdopterin cofactor biosynthetic process. The record is from RefSeq and is a predicted model, not a curated record. The transcript has a single exon. The coding region runs from base 1 to 2481 and encodes 826 amino acids.